Messenger RNA from Boeremia exigua, 2403 nucleotides. Its product is annotated as fungal trichothecene efflux pump. Lineage: Eukaryota; Fungi; Ascomycota; Dothideomycetes; Pleosporales; Didymellaceae. The record is from RefSeq and is a predicted model, not a curated record. Gene Ontology annotation, cellular component: membrane. The coding region runs from base 289 to 2040 and encodes 583 amino acids. Gene Ontology annotation, molecular function: transmembrane transporter activity. Gene Ontology annotation, biological process: transmembrane transport. The transcript is spliced from 5 exons.
CGACACACUGUGACAUCGCUCGCCGUACGGGCGGUAACAUGUCGUGCGACACAAGGCCUGGAUGUGCUUCUGCGCAGUCGUGAUCUGCGUUCGAGCUACCGUUUUCUCGCGACAAGUGCCGCCCGCUGCAGCGUUCCCGUUUUCUCGCUCUGCAGGUAAACUCGUCAAACAUGGGCGAGGCUACAAGGGAUGCUCGACCUGCCAAAGGACAUAAACCAGCCUGCAGCCCACAAUGGUAUGGAACAAUCUCGGUUUUCUUCUUGGAUUUGAUGUCCUCCUUUGUUCGUCAUGUUUCGCAAACAUACCACUCGCGAACCUACUCACAACGUCGAACUGCACCAUGAUCGUGUUGCCGAGGAAGCUCUGGGUGGCCGCGCCAGGGAUCUAGGUAAGAGUUACUUCACGAGUCCCGGCUUCGUGGGUACUGUCGUCGCAACCUGUCUAGCCCAGAUCUCCGGGUACUUAGGAUGGGUACUCCCAGCAAACACACUGGCGCUGAUCAAUGCCGCAAUCGGACCAUCGCCGAAUAUCACUUGGGUGGCUAUUUCCUGGACACUUGGCCUCGCCGUUGGUUUUACUCUGGUCGGUCGACUGUCUGAUAUAUUCGGAAGGCGUUGGUUUUUCAUCGGCUCAUCCAUCCUCGGUCUCAUUGGCAACAUCAUUGGCGCAAGUGCCCAGAGUAUCAACAUGCUCAUCGCCACGAAUUGUAUCAAUGGGCUCGCUGCUGCUGGCCAGUUAUCGUUUCACAUAACCCUCGGCGAAUUGGUCCCGAACGCUCUUCGUGGACCCGUGAACGCUCUCAUAUUGAUCACUAGCCUUCCCUUUGCCGUGUUUGGACCUCCAGUCGCUCGGGCCUUGUAUACAAAUACAGACCUCCAGUGGCGCUGGUCGUAUAUUCUAGGUAUUAUUGUGAACGCAAUAGCAGUUCUUCUGUUUGUCGUCUUCUAUCACCCACCAACCUACCCGAUGCUCCACGUGGGAGGAAAGUCUAAGAUGCAGCAAUUGCGAACGCUAGAUUGGGUAGGAAUCGUGUUGUUUACUUCUGGGAUGACCGUGUUUCUGAUUGGCAUGAACUGGGGCGGGGGUACUUAUCCUUGGAAGAGCGGACACGUCCUUGGAGCCUUGUUUGCAGGCUUUAGCACCCUGGUCGGAUUCUGCUUUUAUGAAGCAUACCAUGGCCACCAGUAUCCGCUCAUUCCCAUGCGCCUCUUCAGGAGCGUUCACUACGACGCUAAUGUUGUUUGCGCCAGCUUAGGCGGUGUUGUGUAUUACGCCAACACCAUCGUCUGGCCGUCGAUGGUAGGCUCAUUGUUCACGAAUGAUAUUAUGAAGGUUGGGUGGCUUUCGUGUGCUGUGGGUGGUGGGUUACUCCUUGGUCAGAUUCUUGGUGGGGCCGGCGUUCGGUUCCUACCUCGUAUGAAGAUACAGAUGACCGUAGCGGGUGUUAUAGCGACAGCUUUCACCGCUGCAGUGGCCGCAUCUAAUGCGUCGACCGAAGCGCGAACAACUGCGUUCCUUCUCAUUGGCACAAUUGGGGCAGGUUACGUCGAGAACCUGACGCUGUCAUCCACAGCCUAUCUGUGGGAUCCUGCAGAUAUGGGUCUUGUCACCGGCGUGCUUGGAGCAAUACGCACUGCAGUCUCUGCCAUUGCAACCAGCAUGUACUCAUCCAUUCUAACCACCGAGGUUGCCAAGCACAUUCCGCAGAAGGUGACACCCGCAGCUCUACUCGCUGGUCUUCCGAGCUCUUCGCUGCCUGCGCUGUCCCAAGGCAUAAUAAGUGGCGACCUGUCGUCAGUACCUGGUAUGUCCCCCAGCGUCCUGGUCGCCGUAGAGACGGCAGUCAAAGAGGCCUACGCUCGGUCAUAUCAAACUGUGUAUCUUUGUACAUUACCUUUUGGGGUUCUUUUGAUCUUUUCAGCGCUGUUCAGUCCGAAUGUAGAGAAGUACCUGACCGAUGAAGUGGCGCGGAAGCUGCACGGAACCGUGCAUCUAGUGAAGAACCAGGCUGUCACUAUUCAGCAUGCUGAGAAAGUCUAGAGUGAGAAGAUAUUUACGGGGGUUGUUAAUAUCCAGAUCAGUAAUCCGACAAUCCGUUAUUCCCGCUCAUGGAUAGCGGUGUCACACUGCACUGAUCAAUUCCAGUGCGACCCAUCUGUUCGGCAAUCGUAAGAGCAACUUCCACUCAAUUUACCAUAUCUCAAAGGUGCUACUGCAAAUAUCGGGAACGAUGUGUAGGUUCAAAGAUCGAUAAAAUUGAGUUAGUCUAAGUUGAUACACCGCUGGUUCUCAUCUAGUCAUACUUCUAGGCUACUGAGGCGUAUGAGUAAGGUUACACCGUCUCUGUCUUGAUCGUAGCAUUGCUCUUCUGAGGCUUGCUCUCUGCAACUGACUCACUCCUCA